Porites evermanni is the source of this 6293-nucleotide messenger RNA. The record is from the annotation of a GenBank genome assembly. Lineage: Eukaryota; Metazoa; Cnidaria; Anthozoa; Scleractinia; Poritidae.
GAUGCAGGGAACCAUUCUGGCUCACUUUCCAAUCCUCAUCUGGCAUCUCACAUGACAGGGCUAGACUUGGCAGCAAGUAGUGCUUCACCAAUUUAUGCUGAAGGGUAUAAUGCAGCUACAGAUGAUGAUCAUGAACAAGAAGUGUUGGAACAGAGGCUUCCUGAUGGUAUAUAAUGUUGGUUUUGCAUGGUAGAAUCUUCAGAGAUUCUACCAUGCAGGGCUGUCACCCCGGGGGGGCACUUUAGGAAUUUCUGGGUGGGGAUGUGCCGCUGGGAGCCUGGAACCCUUAACCUUUACCAGAGCUAGUUCAGCUGAAUUUUGCUACCCUAUACUAGAGUAAACUCCCCAAAUCCCCCUAUCCUAGAGUAGCUGUGUACCUAGUCUAGAUAAAAUCUUCAACUAACUGAUCAGUUUCCUGAAAAAUGAUACCCUAUACUAGAGUAAACUCCCCAAAUCCCCUAUCCUAGAGUAGCUGUGUACCUAGUCUAGAUAAAAUCUUCAACCAACUGAUCAGUUUCCUGAAAAAUGAUACCCUAUUCUAGAGGCAAACGCUCUGAUUUAUAUACCCUAUCCUAGAGUAAACUGCUUGAAAACCAUACCCUUCACAGCGGCACAUACCUAUAUAGCCCAUAUAUGGCAGUACCCCCCCCCCCCCCGGGGCUGUCACUAAGAUUUCAUUAGUUGCCUGGUAAAUACAACAAUUUUUGCGGGGAAUUUUGUCAUUAUUGGAAAGUCAGAGGUUGUAUUUCCUUUGUUUUUUGGUAAAAUGUGACUGACAAAAUACUUACUGACAACAAUAAUGAGAGUCCCCUAUACACCUAUGCAAAAUGCUUUCAUGUUAAAACGUUGAGACAAUUUUCACGUGUAAUGAAUAAUUCCUAAAAUUUCUUCAUGUUCCAAAACUGAGUAGUUUAUGUUUCACACAUAAUUAAAAAAUUGAUUCACAAAUUAAUAUUUUCUAUCGACCAACCUGUUCACGCUCCAAACAAAUGUAAUUCAUUUUCCUUGAAAUCUUGAUCAAAUGUUAGGGUUCAUUGGUAAUCCUUCCAACGACUCAAUGCAAUGAGGUAGGAUUACAUGCUACAAAUAGUCUGCCUGAAGUGGCCUGCAAAAACAGCCAUCUCUCCCAACUCCUCACUGCUGGUUUGGUAAUAGGGAGCUUAAGCAACAAUGACCGCGACGUCUACAGAAACGUCACUUAAAAAGUGAAGUUGUACUGCCGAAAAACUUUAUUGUGCUUAUUCUAUCUCAUUCAAUUCGUCAUUAAAUAUGUUGGCAAUUUUUUUCUAGAGAUGACUUCUAAAAGACUGUAUCAAAGUUCAGGAAAAGAAAAAUAAAGUCGUUGCAUUGUGUUCACGUCCUACACAAAAUGAGAAAUUAGGCACUUUCACGUUGUAGUCGUGCAGCGACAGUAAGAAAUGCAUUAGAAAGAGUGAUGUACAUGCAAAGUUGUUGUUUUGCUAAUAUAAACCUAUUGCCUUUUUGCCGUUGCCGCUGCCGUCGCCAUCGUCAUUGCUUAAGCUCCCUUAUAAUGUAAAGUAUGUCCGACCCCUAUAAAACUUACCCUUUAUUUACUUGAAAUUCAAAGAAAUGGAUAUAGGGUAGAUGAUAAUUUGAUGGACUAAGACCUUGAACUUUCCUUUUUUCUGACAUAUAAUUCAACAGAAUGGAUUUUGAGAUUAAGCAGUAAGAAUUAAUGUAUUUAAAUGUAUCCAUUUCUUCUUUAAGGAUCAGAUGAUGAUGGCGUCAGAGCUGCAGUGGAAACAGAUUAUGAGUCGUCAUCAAGCUCAAACAGUUCAGACAUACAAAGUACGGCAUUUUUUAUUUUGUUAACUAUUAACCAUUUUUUAUCAACCCUGUUCACUUCAAUUUGGGAGUUUUAAGUCUUCUUCAUUGUCAAAUGUACUUUUUAUUGUCAAAUUUACUGUAAUUAUAUAUAUGUGGAUUUUCUUUUUUUUUCCUGUUAAUUAUUUAAGUAGUUCCUUUGGUUUCUUUCUUUUUUUUUCUUACACAGUGUACAGUUAUAAUUAUAUUAGAUAUGCUAUUUUUAAUUCUAUUAUCUUUUAGUUUUGGAGGGCAGUUAAAUAUGGAAAUUCAGUUUCCCCCUUUUGCUUUCCUUUACCUACUGUACUUUUAUAUAUAGUUUUUGUUUGUUUGUUUGUUUGUUUUUGUUUUUGUGUUUUAUUUUUAAUGCCCAUGGCCUGUACUGUACAUCCCUUUUGUAUACCUUUUAUUGACAAAUGGUACCCCUUUCUCAUACCUUAUUUAGAACUGUGCAUCCCUUUCAACUGCUGUAAAUGCACUGUCAUUUAAAUAGGAAUCAAUCACAAAAACAUAAUUUUUUUUUCAACUUUAUAAAGCCAUAAAAUUCAUCUGUUAGCGCUUUUGAGCCCUUUCACAGACCCAAAUGGCAGAUUUGCCCACCCUUUUAUAUAUUUAAAGUAGUAAAAUCCCUACCCUUUCAGGGGCGGUUCCAGGAAGUUUGAAUUGGGGGGUCCAAACCUUCAGAAAGGAAUGUUCAACUUUUUGGGGGCAAAUUACUUCUCCAGGGUUCGCACAGUCUUGAAAAGUCCUUGAAUUUUAGGGGAAGUCCUUAAAUUCCAUUUUUCCUUGAAAAGUCCUUGAUUUUCUUCAACUUUGAAUGAAGUGGCCUGGAAAGUGGUUUUUGAUACUUUUUGUUUGACCACGACAGAAAAUAAAUCAUAACUUACAGAAUUUAAAGGUUAUUUACGCAAAGUGCUCAAUGUUUUAUGCAUUAAUUAACUAUCAAUUUAAGACAAAUGAACUGAAAAGUGUAGAGAAGCUGGUGAAGCAAACAGUUCAAGCCUUAAAGCCUUAUUAGAAUACACUUGGAAUGUGCAUUUUUGUACAAUCUGUGAAAUUGUAUAAUUCCUAGCUAGUAGGUGGUCCUUGAAAAUCUUAUUUGGUCCUCGAAAAAUGGUUGCAAUUUUUUGUUUCAACCCUGUUCUCACAGAGAUGACCACAUGUUUCUCAAAUCUUUGAAAGCCAAUCGCCAUUGGCAUGGGAAAUAAGACACAAACAGAUCAUAGGAGUUGAAUAUUCUUGCAAUUUAGUUCAGUGGCAAGGUGCAAUAUGCAUUUUAUAAAAAAAUCAGCCAGUUAAAAAGUGAGGUCCUAUAAGAACAUGUUUUUUUUUUGUCUUGUGUCCAUGCUUAGAUGCAACCAAUGGUAAUUUUUUGCAACUGUCCCAGAUUACUGGAUCGGGGGAGCGAUUUUCCUUUCAUAAUAUAGACUGUCACUUGUUUAGGCCUCAGGACUCAUUGCCUAUGCCGGAUGACUAUAGUCCAUUGAGCUAACAAAUUUGAGAAACAAAAAUUCAUCCAAACUUUUGCUGGGUACUAAAGAUAAUUUGCAAAAGUUCCUCUAUGCUUUUUGCGUAGGGUCAACUGAGAUGAAACAGGCAUUUAUAAAGUCGUAUGUAUUUUUACAGGUUUUACCCUUCUAAAAUUACUCCUUGCGAUCUCCAGUUUAUUGUCAAAAGAAGAGGUGAAAAAGAUCAAGUUUCUGGCCAAAAGCAAAAUCAGUGAUGAUAGACUUUCACAGAUAUCGAAAGGCUAUGAACUAUUUCAAGCAUUAGAAAAAGAUGGAAAAUUUCCAGUCAGUUAUAUAGUGAAGCUACUAGUGGAAGUGAAUCGUGAUGACCUUGCAGCAAAGCUGAAAGCUGUACGUUUAAAAGAGGCAGAAGAAGGACAAGGUAAAUUUCGGUUUAAUGGCAUGUAUCCUAAAAUUGUGAUCGCAAGCACAUUCUAACCAUUUAUUUUAGUAUGUUAAUGAUAAUGCUGCCUUUUAAUGUUAAUUUCUUGGACAAUGCUCAGAGUGUAUUAAGGCUAGUGUCUUUUUUUUUGAGUGGGGAGAAUACUUUGAUCACUACCAAUAAUGCGUGAUUUUUUUUUUCUAGGAUUUUAAUUUCAACAAGUGGAUUAGAACUUGAGUAUUGUUAGAUUUGCUAGUAAAAUGCAGUGUGUCAGAUUGACUUCUUGACUACUUCAAGAAUAAUAUAUUUGGUGACUAGACAGAAUUGAUCAAGCUAAUAAUAAGACUAUAACAAAAUUUGACUUUAUGGUGAAAGCUUGCAAAUGCAAGCAAAAAAGUAAAAUGAAAUCACAUUUAUACUUUUCCGUUGUCCGUAUUCUUUAAGCUUCAUAAGAUAAAUAAAUUUGUAUUUUAAUAUUGAAGUGGGAGCCCACUGGGCUCUGGGCUUAAUCCCAGCUGUUAUAUUAAUCGUCUUACAUAAAAAGCACUUUCUUUUUUAAUUUGUAAUGUUUUUUUUUUACCAUUAUAUUUCUUUUUAUUUGUGAUACAGCUAGUACUUCCAGACAUAGCUUGUCAGCUAGAAGACAUCAUGUACUACCAGGUGAAGAUGCAAGCUUUCCUGACUCACAAAGCAGUGAUUCUGAUACACUGCUAGACACCCAUGACAGAGGGCGGCAUUUGCAAAAACAAACUUCUUUGCGCUCGUCAAGAAAUCGUGAACAGUUUCAGAGUAGUGAUGAAGAGUAUGCUUUAUCAACAAGUGAUGACAGCCGGAUUUCGUCAAGAGUUAGUUCUCCUGACAAUAGAAGUGAAAUAAGCAGUGAUACACCUUCCUUGCACAAUUCUGUAGAAGGUGCUCAAUUAUCAACAUCUUCUGCUGGUGUUAGUAGUCAACCACCAGGCUCAUGGGAGUGUCAUGGUGCCAGACCAAAGCAGAUCCAGCGAUCACUAGUUCCAGCGGUGCAGGGAGAGCCUGUGCUCCCAGUCAUUUAUAGAGAUGGCAUAGAUCCCAGUUUUUUAGCCAGACACUCGCAAGACAACACCGGUUGUGACAGUCCAUAUCAGAGUUCUGAUAGUGAAAUCCCAGUGUUAAAUGGCAGUCCCUCCAAUGGUGGCCUGUGUAACGAUUCAGAGUCCUCAGAUGACCAGCAAAUGCUUACUCUGAAACGCUGUGUUGCAACAAGCCACAUUCUCAUUGAACGAGUUCUGCAAGAAAGAGAAAGGGAGGAACAGUUGAGAAGAGAACAGAGAGUUACUAGGGAAAGAAGACAUAAUGAAGAAGAAAGGGAGAAUCAGGAAGCUGAGAGAAGACCCCAGCAAGAAACAGUCGUUGCAAGUCCACAGCAUUGCAGAUUCUGGUUCCCUUGCUGUAUGAAGUUCUAUCCUUGUCUUUAUUGCCACUCAAACGUUUGUGAUAAAGCUGGUCAUGCCACUCACUUCAAGUGCUCUUGCUAUCAGCAUGAGCAACAGGUAUUGUUAUUUUUCUUUUAAGCAACUUAAAGUACUUUUAAUUUGUUUUCUUAAUCUUAAUGUGGUCAAAGUGUAGUUGAAAUAACAUUAAUUAAAAGCCACUUAGAAUUCACUAAAAGUAAAAAUAAUACUGUUAAAGUCUCCCUGGUAAUAAAUGCUAUUAAAAACUGAAUCGUUGGAUAAUGCAAUUCUAGAGCUCCUAUUGGCUUAGCCAUCAUGAUAUAUGAGCCAUUAGUAAAAUCCAGCUAGGGUCUCUUAUCAAUGCUGCAUUCUGAUUGGUUGAGCAACUACGAGGCAAAAUGUUAUAGCCCACUAGUAGCGAAAAGCAUCGCCUUUGAAAACCAAACAAAAAUGGUGGCUGAAUUGCAUUGUGCUUGCUAAAGGUUCUUUGUCUCAAUAUUUUUGACCAACUAGUUGGAUUUUACUAAAACAAUUUAUUAUUCCUCUCACCCUAAUGGCCUCUGAGUCAAUAAGCCCAUUCAUCCUUCGGCCUCAUGGACUAUGGACUCACAGCCUAUUCGGGUGCGAGCACCAGUUGGUAAUUUAACAAUUAUUGUUAAAUUACCAACUGGCGCUUACCAGGUUUGGAAGAUGCAGAUCAAUCUACUCGCAAAAAUAGAUCCAGUGACACUGAUCGUCACCUGGUCAUUAGUUGUUAGUAAAGGUAUACAGGUGGUAGAAGUAAAGGACUUGGGGAAACUAUCAGUCAUGAUCUGGGACUUAUUACACUUAGUUCUUAUGCUUUAAAUUUACUGAGGGUGCGUUUCUGUAAACUGGCUUGACAGGUGGCUCACGAUAUAGUAGAUCAAAUCAGCAGCUGCAUAAAAUUAUCUUCAGUUUUUCUUUUUCAUAGUUAAGAGAAAGUAUCACAUUUUGAGAACAUAUUUUCACUGUAUUUCCUUCUCUUAGAAUGGGGAAGGCAAUGGAAAGACUCCUACCCAUAACUGUGCGAUGUGUAACAGAUGUCUUGACCCACAAGAGGAAACACACUUGUGUGAACCAGAUGAGUGCUGUGAAUGCUCAGGAGUAAGUUUGAAAUAUUUUUCAUGA